Molecule: messenger RNA, 1641 nt
Organism: Amphibalanus amphitrite
Lineage: Eukaryota; Metazoa; Arthropoda; Thecostraca; Balanomorpha; Balanidae
Product: histone RNA hairpin-binding protein-like
Exons: 2
Coding region: 190-879 (229 amino acids)
Biological process (GO): mRNA 3'-end processing by stem-loop binding and cleavage; mRNA transport
Cellular component (GO): histone pre-mRNA 3'end processing complex; cytoplasm
Molecular function (GO): histone pre-mRNA stem-loop binding; mRNA binding
Source: RefSeq, a predicted model, not a curated record
AAGUAAGUUGACACAUUGAUAAAACUAUGAAUUGUAAUUGAUCAGAGUGCUGGCCGGUCUGUUUCCAACAUGCGAGAUACAGCGGAACAAGCGAGAGCGACAGGAACGAUAGGGAAUCGUGCAAUCGUGCUCUAGUGCCUCAUUUGGUCUUUGUUACAUCUCAGCAGUCUACCAGUAUUCAGCUCUGCCAUGGUCCACCCACAUACCCCCGAGCGGCGCCAUCGCGAUUCGUCAGUCUCGUCCUGGCCAAACAGGGAGCACCCAAUGCCCUCCCCGGGUGCGUCUCCCUCUUCAACUGCUUCUCCUCUUGUGUCUCCGGGUGUGUCUCCGGCCGGCGCAGUCCGCCGCUCGCCGCGCAAGGGCUCCCGGCCGGUGCGAACCCCUCAGUUUGUCGUCGAGGACGACCCCGUGAUUCUAGCCCGCCGUCAGAAGCAGAUCGAGUACGGAAAGAACACGCUGGCCUACCAGCAGUACACGGCAGCCGUACCGCGCGCGCAGCGGCUGGGCUACCAUCCGCGCACACCGGUCAAACGCCGCGUACAGAGCCGCCGCCGCUGGGAUAACGCGGUCCGGUGCUGGCGCGUCCACCUGCACUACUGGAACGACCCGGCCAAGCUGGCCGAGCUGCGCGGACAGGAGUCGGCGUCGGACACAUCCUCUGUGGUGUCCGACCCGGCCGAGACGGGGUCGGCGCCGGAGGCAGCAGGGGAGCACGGAGCAGAGGCUGCCGCGGAGACCGGGGCGGCGGCCGAAGGCAGUGAGGCUGAGCAGAUGGGACAAGGUGACCCGGACGCCGCAGCGGCAGAGAAGGAAGAUGGCGAGGAGGCCUUCGACUGGGCUGCAGAAGUCGAGGAAGUGGCGAUGGAGCUCGCGGGCUGAAAACGCUUCGGACAGAGGUGGUGUGAGCAUGAGGGAGUGACACUGGAGUCGUAGUGGUCAAAUGGCGGACCACUUCCCACGUGUAUCGAGACAAAUAUCCCGCCUCAGAGAGUCUUCUGACGCAGGGAACAUUUUUCGUGCUGGACAUGCGAGAUACCUUUUAGUGAUUGUGGACUGACAGACCGAGCAUGAAAUAAGUGGCGAUCUCACCAGCGACGGCAUAGUGCUAAAACCGGCGCACGUGGACGAAACUAGCCUAGGUGAUGUGUUACGGUGUAACAACUGCUACCAACUGCUUCUUACAUAGCCAACGUUGCAUGGUGACCAAUGUGAAAAUAUCCAGCAUAGCUGAGCUAUGAGCAUCUAUUGCUGCUUCGCAUGGCGAACCUUCGUAAAGCGGGGCACGCAUCUGGAGAAUGAGUGUAUUUUCGAACCCAAGGACGGAAAAUACGGACUGUUAUGGUACAAAUGUGUGCGCUACCUAUUAUUUGUCAUUUUGAAAGCGAUUUAAGAAAUUGUGCUUUGAUGACCAUUAGUGUUUUGGUGCUUGUUCUUUUUCCGGCUCCCCUGGUCGUGUCAUGUGAAAGGUGCUCCUUCUGUUUUACUAGUGUCCGAUUUUAUUUCGUGUUUUAGUAUGAUGCAUUUCUGGUUCGAGUGGUUUGUUCGCAGUUUGCUCCAUUUUGUUCGUUGGUUGAUGAAAUUCGUAGAACCUUUGUGAACUUUGCCCUUUAUGUGCUAAGGAAAUAAACUCUACCGUAUCUA